Molecule: messenger RNA, 1995 nt
Organism: Aspergillus wentii DTO 134E9
Lineage: Eukaryota; Fungi; Ascomycota; Eurotiomycetes; Eurotiales; Aspergillaceae
Product: bifunctional hydroxyethylthiazole kinase/thiamine-phosphate diphosphorylase
Exons: 8
Coding region: 284-1846 (520 amino acids)
Biological process (GO): thiamine biosynthetic process
Cellular component (GO): cytoplasm
Molecular function (GO): hydroxyethylthiazole kinase activity; magnesium ion binding; thiamine-phosphate diphosphorylase activity
Source: RefSeq, a predicted model, not a curated record
CUUCAUUCUUUCUUUUUCAUAUGAACAGAAAGCAGUCAUUUUUUGAUGAGAGAAGCUUCAUCAUGAUCUCAUCAUCAGGUCUUCUAUUACUUUUUAACAACAAUUCAGGAAUGAGGACUUGGUGAGAUGGCCUCAUUUCCUGACAGUAAACUUCGUCUGCCGUCCCCACAGCGUCCCCAACGUCACUUAGAGAGUCAUUUUUGCGAUUGACGACAUAUUUCUCACUUGUCGCUUGCUUCGUGCGUUCAUUGUCAAUUGAGAAUCUUGUAAGAGCACGGUCAAGAUGCCUUUAGAUCUCUCUCUAUACUUGGUCACUGACUCAACCCCGGCCAUCCUCAAAGGUCGUGACCUUUGCAAAGUGGUGGAGGAAGCUCUUAAGGGAGGCGUAACCAUUGUUCAAUACAGAGAAAAGAAGAGUGACACUGGAGUACUGAUUGAAACGGCCAAGAAGCUGCACAAAAUUACCCAGGCUUAUGGGGUUCCAUUGCUAAUCAAUGAUCGUGUCGAUGUUGCCUUGGCCGCUGGGGUUGAGGGUGUUCACCUUGGCCAAGAUGAUAUGAGCAUCACAGAGGCCAAGAAGCUUCUUCCCGAGAACUCCAUCGUCGGAAUCACUGCCGCUUCCAUCGAAGAAGCCCAAGAGGCGGUUAGGGCAGGUGCCGAUUAUCUCGGUGUAGGGACGAUGUUUGCAACUCCGACUAAGACAAACACCAAGUCCAUCAUUGGCACCGCAGGCACCCAGGCCAUUCUCGAGGCGAUUUCAGAUGAAGGUCGUUCGGUUGGUACCGUGUCCAUCGGUGGAAUCAAUAUCUCCAAUGUGCAGCGAGUUCUUUAUCAGUCCCAGUCCCCCAGGAAGGGCCUGGAUGGGGUUGCCAUUGUCAGUGCCAUCAUGGCUGCUGAUGACCCUGCAGCUGCAGCCGCUGAAUUUGCGAAACGUAUCAAAUCCCCGCCACCAUUCGCAACGGCGGCCCCAAAGUCUCCACGGGCGAAUGAAGCUGCUGCUUUGCUUGAAGAGGUACCACAUGUUGUCCGUGAGUUUGUCGUCGCACAUCCGUUGGUACACAACAUGAUCAACUAUGUCGUGGCCAAUUUCGUUGCCAACGUAGCCUUGGCAAUGGGUGCAUCUCCCAUCAUGUCUCCUCACGGAGAUGAGGCCGUUGAUUUGGCACAAUACGACGGUGCUCUUGUCAUCAACAUGGGUACCCUGACCAGCGAAAGCGCACCGAACUACCUGAAGGCAAUUAAGGCAUACAACGAGCGUGGUAACCCGGUUGUCUAUGACCCGGUAGGCGCCGCUGCCACCCACAUCCGACGCGAUACAGUUAAACAGCUCAUGGCCGGGGGUUACUUUGAUCUCAUCAAGGGAAACGAGGGGGAAAUCAAACAAGUUUCAGGAAGCAGUGCUGCCAGGCAACGUGGAGUUGACAGCGGACCCAGCAGUCUUGACGGUCAACAGAAGGCUACACUGGCCCGAGACCUGGCCCGCAGAGAGCGUAACAUUGUGCUUCUGACUGGAGCCGUCGAUUAUCUCAGUGAUGGAGAACGUGUGAUUGCAAUCGAAAACGGACAUGAAUUCCUCGGGCAGGUCACAGGCACUGGCUGUGCCGUUGGUACCUUGUCGGGCUGCUUCUUGACUGUUCGCCCAUCCGACAAACUUCUGGCCGUUCUUUCCGGUCUGAUGAUGUACGAGAUUGCAGCAGAAAAUGCCGCCUCCAAGGAAUACGUUCGGGGACCAGGAAGUUUCGUCCCUGCAUUCCUAGACGAGCUGUACGCCAUCCGCCAGGCUGCUCUGAAAGGCGACGAUAGCUGGUUCACCGGCCGGGGGAAGAUCCAGGAGAUUAAGCUGUAGAAUGUGGUUGGCUGUGUUUUAUAUACCCUCUUAUCCUUGGACUUAAAAAAGAAACAUAUGUACAGCUUGUGAUGCUCUGACGAAAAUAAAAAUGAAAUUUUCUGUCGUUACAGCAGAAUUCAAAAUUCCAUGAUGGAGGAAAGUCGGAC